This is a messenger RNA of Moneuplotes crassus, 1167 nucleotides long. The record is from the annotation of a GenBank genome assembly. NCBI's taxonomy places the organism in Eukaryota, Ciliophora, Spirotrichea, Euplotida, Euplotidae.
AUUAUCAAUUCCCUGCGAAUUAAAAUACAAAUAAUGGAAGCUCCUCUAGUCACAUCUAAGAUGGCCACUUUUGCUCUUAAAGCCAGCGUUAUGAAAUUUGGGUUCCUCCAAAAGUUCUCUUUGGCUAUCUACAUCAAAGGAGCCAAGUUUUCAUUCCUUCUUCUAGGAGGCAUGAUGUACAAGUCAUCUAUGACGUCUUUUCUUAUCAAUAAGGUGCCUGCCAUACCAGAUAGUAUUCAUGCCAAAAUGGAGGCUGCCAAAAGCUAUAUCAGACCAGCUGAGAAAAAGAAGACAGCCCUGAACCUUUCAGAAAAUGAAGUUAUUUCUGAGGAAAUCCCAGCCACCACAAAUGACAUGGCCACUUGUGGCCCUGAAUUAAUCAAUAAGAAAGAUCUGGAAGAUUUCACCAGCGAUUUCGCUCAGAGCGAAAUUGAGCCAUCUUCUGCUAGAUCUCAAGACAUCCUUGAGGUAGCCCUCAAUGAGCUGAUUGACAUCAAAGAUGAGGUCAUCAGUGACGCGACCGAAGGGUUCCUAGGAGGCCUUGAAAAAGCAGGUUUAAAAUACCUCGAUUCCACUUUCAGAGAACAAGAUGUCCACAGAAGUCUCAUCAGUCUUAUUAAUGACCUCUUCAAAGCUAGACCAACUAUCGAGGAGUCAAGAGAGUACGGCAUCAGUCUGAUGAAUGGGGUCGUCAAGGACAAGAAAUUUAUCCAGAACACGAAGAAACUAUCCCUAGAUGUUGUGAAACAUGAGAGUGUUAAGCAAGCUAGUAUCAGUUUGAUGAAACACUGAGUUAAUCAUACUACCGCCCAGCACUAUGCUAAAGUCUUGCUAACUGAUGCUGUGAUUAAAACUCAAGCAUUGGAUGUGAUGAUAUCAUCAAUCACCGAUGCUGUGAUUAAAGCUGUCCAAAAGCCAGAGACCAAUUCCCAUCUUGGAUUAAUGAUGAUAAAGAUUAUAAAGAAUGAAGAAGUUGCCAAUGAGGCCAAAGACUCUUUAAUAUACUCAAAUCUUACUAGGAGAGUGAGUUUUUCCUCAAAUUCAGAUAAAGAAAACUCUUACAAGCUAAGUGAAUCUCUUGAACAAAGAAUUGAUUCUUGGUUCCAAGAGAGGAACACUCUUUAACUCCGAACAUCGCUAAUUUAUCAAUAAAGAACCUUAUUUCAC